CAGUUCGUCACAGAGGAGGGGGUGGGCUACUCCCUCUGAGGUUUUAAUAUUCAAUGAGCUCCGACCAAACAGCAAACASGGGCGACAUGACAACAGUUUCAUCCUGAGGUCGGGACGGACAGCUUCUUCAUCUUCCUCCUCCUCCYGUGAAACUUUUCUCGGGUACAAUGGUUCCGCUGCGGACGGGUACCGGCGCUCCGGUACAACAUGUAAAUACGUACUCUGACGUCGGCGAUCAUGUGGUUUUUGGCGUAGAUUCUCCUUCUGAUCCCUUCCCUGUCGCCUGUUGUCUCAUCGGCCGACAGAGAGGUUCGAAACCAUCUCGUCGUGGUUCUGAGUUCGGCGGACCCUCCUGGCUCGGACCGCAGUGCCUGAACGUGGCGCCAAAGCGGCGGACAGGCAGCAUCCUGUCAUGAAGUUCCAGAAGUUGAGCCAGUGCUGGAGCUGAUGCUGUCAGCAAGUCCAGCCCACGCCACACUACACUCAUUCCCUUUUUUACUUUAGUCACUCAUCACAGGUUCAUACACUUCUCAGCUGCCGAGUCCAACUCCAGAAAGUUUUCGAUGCUUUCCAAGUAUAGGCUUGUUCCUGUAUCUGCAGUUAUUCCUUCUGGCUGUACACCAGCACCUCAUACUGCAUCCUUUAACCUAAAGCCAUAGUUGGAACCACAGUAGCCAAACCACGGGCUGAGUACAAGUACUUUGUGAGGGCAGCUGUCCACAAUAGGGAAACCCCGAACUUCCUCCAUCAUGUCCAGUCGACGCAAGGCUUCCACUCCCUGUAUGAUCCGUCCUGAGGUGACUCCAGUAGAUCUAGAUGAUGAGGAGGGAGAAUCGUAUAAUGUGGAGAAAACAGAGAGCCAUGUUCAGGAGACACCGAUCAAUGCAGAUUCAUCUACUCUAGCAGAGCCAUCCACGGACUCAGAUCAAACCAGCAAGGCCUCAAACCCUCCCACAGGUCCAGACAAACCAGAAACUGAGCCACCAGACCCUUUCAAGCCUCGGCACAGACAACAGGGAGGCUAUGAGUGCAAAUACUGUCCCUUUUCCACACAGAAUCUCAACCAUUUCAAAGAACACGUAGACGCUAAUCAUCCGAAUGUCAUACUCAACCCGCUGUAUUUGUGCGCCGUCUGUAGCUUCAACACGAAAAAGUUUGACUCUUUAACGGAGCACAAUGAGAGAUGUCACCCUGGGGAGAGCAACUUCAAAUUCAAACGUAUCAAAAUGAACAAUCAGACAAUCUUGGAGCAGACAAUAGAGGGCUGCGGCAACAAUGCAGUCAUUUACAACAUGUCAGGGGUCCUCACUGGUAAAGGAGGCGGACUAGGUCCUCACCUGCUUAACAAACCCACCACGGUCAAACACCAAAAGACAAAAACAGUGUCAACAAAUACCAAAUGGACAGAAACUCAUUUGGGUAAACUGACCCCUGAUCUGACCAAGAAACCAAUCACAGCGCUAAACGUGAACGGGACGGUCAUCAUCCCAGAGUCGGCUCUCCUUGCAGCAGAUAGCCUUUCUCACAUCAUGCCUUCUUUACAGCAGCCUAUGAACUACACCCAGGUGCCGAAGAUUGCAGUGCCCCUCAACACAACCAAAUACAACCCGUCCCUGGAUGACAACCUGACGCUCAUCUCUUCCUUCAACAAGUUUCCCUACCCGACACAGGCAGAGCUGUCAUGGCUCACUGCAGCCUCCAAACACCCCGAGGAGCAAAUCAAAGUUUGGUUUACCACACAGAGGCUGAAACAGGGCAUCAGCUGGUCACCUGAAGAGGUGGAAGAAGCCAGGAAGAAGAUGUUCAAUGGUACCAUCUCCUCCGUACCUCAGACCUUGACUGUGGUGGCUCCACAGCUCAACUCCCACUCAUCCAGCAGCCAGUUUGUCCACGCCACUUGCUCAAAGCCCCUGCAGCCGGCAGCCUCUGUUCUCCAGUCCCUCCCCUGUCAGAUUCUGGGACAGACCAGCCUCGUGCUGACCCCUGUGGCCAAUGGCUCAACAGUCACGUGUGCUCCGCUUGCUCUCUCAGUGGCUAACCAGGUGGUACAGUCACUCAAGCGGCCCUUGGCCACACCUGUGAUCUCCACAGAGAGUAAACGACCCUCCAUCAUUCAGACCAUCUCCACACCGACAGCCACAUCCAAACUGGCUUCACCCAAAACCGUCAAUUUCACAGUCGACCCUAAUAAAACCGCUGAGCAGCUGUCAGUUCUGAGGUCCAGCUACACACAGUCUCCUUUCCCCGAGGAAGAUGAGAUCUAUAGGUUGAUAGAGACCACUGGACUAUCCAGAGGGGAAAUAAAGAAGUGGUUCAGUGAACAAAGGCUCCUCAAUCUCAAAAGUGCUCCUGCUCCGCCUGUACUGGUGAAAGCUGAGGCAACGCCGCCAAUUAAAGACAGUCCUGUUAGGAAGGCAGUGCCGAGCCAGUUUCCUCUUCUGGAGAGGGUGAAGGGGAAGACGUCGGAGCAGCUGAAUGCGCUGGAGGAGAGUUUCCAGAGAAGCAGCUCUCCAGCUAAUGCAGACCUUGACCAUCUGGCGCAGGAGACCAGGCUGUCCCGGACUGAGGUGGACUGCUGGUUUUCCGAGCGCAGGGCACUGAGGGACAAUAUGGAGAAGGUUUUACUCACCCUGGCCUCCAAGAACUCUGAGGACAGGCUGGAGCAACCAGGAGGGGCGCUGCUGAAUGGGGCUUCUCACCAAAAGCAGGAGAGGAACCCCCCCACCUUUUCUCCUCACCCGCCCGUCCUCUCCUCCUCYGCCUCUUCCUCCUCCUCCGCCUCUUCCACCUCAUCCUCCCCUCCUGUUCUUGCAGCUUCCUCUCCGCAGCUUCCAACAUACUCCUCUUCAGUAUCUCCUCCCAUCCUCAACUCAUCCUGCUCCUCUUCUCCUCCUCCUCCUCCUCCCMCCUCGCAGGCGUCUGUCUUCACAAACCAAACAACCAUCUAUAGUUAUUCACUGGCUCUGCUCAGGGAGAUGUUUUGUCGAACCCAAUGGCCAUCUCCAGAGGAGUACAGCCAGCUGGAGGCCCAAACAAAYCUGGGACGCACCGAUAUCGUCCGCUGGUUCAAGGACCACCGCUCGGCACUGAAGAACGGCGAGACUUUAGAGUGGAUGGAAGGUUUCCAAACCCCUGAAGAUCAGCAGAAAGAAGGCCAGCAACCGAACACCCAUAGUCCUGAAAACAACCAGAGUGUUUCAUCGGAUGUGAAGGCCCAGAGUGCAGCAGAGGAGGGAGGUGAGACUGAAGCAGCAGAGGAGGAUCUCAAACUGCCCACCAAAGACGGAGACCGCCGGUUGACUGACAGACUAACACAGGGUAUCACAGACCUGAGCCAGACCAGGCAGGACCAGGACAGGUCUGUCGAUGCUGAUAAAGAGAGGUGGGUCCAGGUUACUGUGAAAGUUGGAGAGGAGGCUGAGGGAGGAGAGGAAGCUCAGCGGCUGGCAGCAGACAGUGAUCUCCUGACGUUGGAGCAAACAGGGAGGGUCAUGGGCUGAUGGUGGAGGAAAUCUGUUAACGCUGAGUCAGCAGCCACAGUGAGACGACUGGAGACCACCAUGCGACGUGACUGUCACACUGUCCCUCCACCCGUUUGAGACGAAAUCCAACAUCUCUGGGGACGGUUGGGUUGUUGGACGUUGACUUCAGGAGUGCCAAAGACUUGAUGUGUCGUUCUCACUACUACUUUUUUUUUUUUUGAUCAUCAUCUGUAAAUAUUUUUCUGUAUUACAGAAAAAAGCUACUGGAAGGACAAGAUUUUUGUUUUUUGAUGCCUGAAUGUUGCCCCAAAAACCUGGAAUGUUUUCUUGAUGUUGUUUUAAGAUCAAAUUAUAUUAUAUAGCUGAAAUUCAGUCUCAUAAAAAAAUGAAAUGUUUAACUCAAGAGUAGAUUUUGACGACACUUGUGUAUUUUUUUCUGAUAGUGAUAUUCUAGAUGCCUUGACGGAGUUGCAGAGGUGAAGGUGUGGGAGGACUUGUACAGUCUGAAGACAGCAGCACUGUGGCUGCAGACGCUGAWCAGGAGCAGUUUGUUGUCUCAGCUGUGUAUUUCUGAAGCUGCUGCAGAGCUGAAUGUUGACAUUUCUGACGUACAGGAAUGAUAAGAGAAUUCAGGGUCUGUUGGAUCACACCGUGCAGCCUUUUCCAGCUCAUACUCUUAUUUUCCUUUCAGGUGAAGGAAGCACAGAGGUGUAGGAGUUCAAUAGAACACUGUAAAACAAACUCUUCUAGGC
This is a messenger RNA of Austrofundulus limnaeus, 4234 nucleotides long. It is a transcript of the gene zhx2a, whose product is annotated as zinc fingers and homeoboxes 2a. Gene Ontology annotation, molecular function: DNA-binding transcription factor activity, RNA polymerase II-specific; DNA binding. The record is from RefSeq and is a predicted model, not a curated record. Lineage: Eukaryota; Metazoa; Chordata; Actinopteri; Cyprinodontiformes; Rivulidae. Gene Ontology annotation, cellular component: nucleus. Bases 750 to 3500 code for a protein of 916 amino acids. The transcript is spliced from 13 exons. Gene Ontology annotation, biological process: regulation of transcription by RNA polymerase II.